AUGUCCAAAGUGCUUCAUUUAAAUACAACACCCUCCAGCGAACCCGAACCCACAAUACUUUCGACCUGGUCGUCGACUUCAUCAAUUAGCACCUUAUCAUCUGUUGCCACUACUCCUACCCUGUUACAACUAGCCAAACCCACUUUGGAAUCUGCACCAAUGAUGUUGAAAGCUGGUUCAAUUAAUGAUUUGCUCGCAGGUGGUCCCUUUCAACAAGAACAAAAGACUAACGAUUCGGUGUUUACCAAUUCCGACGUUGCCUUGACCUCAUCAGGAAAGCCACAGAUUGUAUUCAUUCACAAGUUAUAUGACAUGUUGAGUAAUGAAUCAAUUUCCAAUUUGAUUAGAUGGGCACCAAGCUCAAACUCAUUCUACGUAUUUCCUGGUGAAAAUUUUUGCAAAGUUCUUGCACAAUACUUUAAACACACAAAUGUAUCUUCAUUCAUCAGGCAAUUAAACAUGUAUGGCUUCCACAAAGUCAGUGACAACAACAGCUCAGCAUCGCCUCCUGAAAGCAAAAACAAUUCACGUUGGGAGUUUCGUCAUUCGCAAAAUCGGUUCAAAAAGGGAGAUAUAGAAUCAUUAAAGUAUAUCAAAAGAAGAAGUUCCAAGACUAUUAAUGUGCAAAAAGAAGUUGUUGAUUUGAAAUCAAUUCCACAUCCAGGAGGAGAAUACGCGUCAAUGCCAAGGCACUCUGAGAAUGAGCUUUCACCAUUCAACACUCAUUAUUCGACACCAAGUCCUUCACAAGCUCCAAGAAAUGGAUAUCCUUCAUACCCACAUCAAGUACUACAAGCCCCCCUGUUUCCUUCACUCGCACCUGCAUUGCAACAACCAUCUUUACAAUUACUGGUUCAACAUAUUGACCGUUCAGUUCCGAAAUUGAAAUCUCCAUUGACGCCAGCACAACCACCAACCAACCCACAAAGUGCCAACCAAAGGGGGCCAGAUACAAUAUUGGCAUUACCUCAUGUACAUCAAAGUGGAAGCGUUCAAGACUACAUCCAUCAGCGGCCACCAAUUUCCACUCAGCUUUCGUUUGAAACCAAGAGAACAGAUGCAACUAUUACUGAAGUUGAAUACUGGAAAAAGAAGCAUGGUGAAUUGACAGCUGAUUUUAAUACCUUGAUAGGAAUUAUUGAAAAGGGGACCAACGUUGACGUCGAAUUUCAAAAGUUUAAAGAAUCAAUAGCGCUUAGACAACUGUUGCAGAGUCACGUCCAUCUCGAGUUCGACGCUCCAAUACUUGCUCCUCAGAUUGACAAAGCCACAACUUUAUCCUCCUACUACCCGCAAUACAAACCCAAGUUCAACCCUCCGGUAUUGAGACAAAGAGCCGAAUCAAAAUCUUAUAGCCCAUUAAGCGCAGCAAUGGCACAAAAGGAAUACAAUCAGUCCCAUCAACAAAUGAAAAUGGAUUCCAAGAUACCGUCUCUAUUAGUCAAUCAAUCGCAGAGGACGAAUUCACUUCCGGGGGUGUUGCCACAGCAGGAGCCAGACAGAAUAUCGCCAGUAGUCACUAAGACAUCAGCGGAAAAGAGAAACUCUGAUUCAUUGAUUGGUGCUGCUCCAAGGCUACCGAGUGUCAAUGAGUUGACUAUGAAUUUGCCUGUGUUUAAUUCAGGAUUGAAUUUCAAACGCAAGCGUUCAUCAUAA
This is a messenger RNA of Lodderomyces margitis, 1656 nucleotides long. It is a transcript of the gene SFL1, whose product is annotated as Sfl1p. The transcript has a single exon. The record is from RefSeq and is a predicted model, not a curated record. The coding region runs from base 1 to 1656 and encodes 551 amino acids. Gene Ontology annotation, biological process: regulation of DNA-templated transcription. Lineage: Eukaryota; Fungi; Ascomycota; Pichiomycetes; Serinales; Debaryomycetaceae. Gene Ontology annotation, molecular function: DNA-binding transcription factor activity; sequence-specific DNA binding.